UGGUUUUUCAUUUAGCCGUGGGCGAGCAAAGACAUCAAAUCGGAAAAUCUUGGAUAACGAAAAUUUAAAUAUUUUGUGUGUUACAAAUUUAUAAUAAAACAAAUGUAACGAAGCAAAGAGGAAAUUAAAUAAAUAAUAUUAGAAAUAAAAUAUUUUAAAUUUUUAAAGUUAAAAAAGAAAAAAUCUUGAAGUGUUUAAAGCUAUACCCACCGAAACAAAGCAUAAAAAAGUGUUUAAAAAAUAACGGAAAAGUUUUAAAAUUACCAAACACAAUGCUACCCUCGCCAUAUUACCUCAACUUAUCACCGCUAGCAGCAAGUGCGGCUCCUUUAUUACCGCGUCCGGAUUAUAUGGAUCCUAGCCUCGCACAUGGUCCACCCCUGCCAGCCAUGUUAACGGAUAAUAACACAUCGCCAUCGGUGUCACCAAGUCCCUAUUUCUAUUCGAACAUGCAUCCAUUAAUGACGAUGCAAAAUAGUAUGUGGUCAUAUCCGUGGUCAUUUCUGCAGAAUUCACAUCGUCCCGAAAAGCCGCCAUUCUCGUACAUAGCCCUCAUAGCUAUGGCCAUAAGCAGCGCGCCAAAUCAACGUUUGACUUUAAGUGGAAUAUACAAAUUUAUAAUGGACAAAUUUCCCUAUUACCGAGAGAAUAAACAAGGCUGGCAGAAUUCGAUUCGGCACAAUCUCUCACUAAACGAUUGCUUCGUUAAAGUAGCACGCGAUAAGAACACCAUCGAUGAUAACGAUAGCGCCGGUAAGGGGAGCUAUUGGAUGUUGGAUGCGUCGGCAAGUGAUAUGUUCGAACAGGGAAACUAUCGAAGACGGAGGACGAGAAGGCAAAGACAAUGUCUGAAAACGGGUACAUUGUUGGGCGAAAGCUUUAAGGCCUCCGAACAACAGGGCAGUUUAUGUGAUCAAUCGCCUGGCAAUAUGGAGUCCAUGUUCAGCAUGAAUUCGUCAACGUUAUGUUUGAACUACACAGAUCGUAUUACAGAAAUGCAUCGCCAAUAUUUGGCCUCCAUUGCACCAUUUAAUAUACUUUUCGGUAAUCCAUCAAUGGCCAACUCCUCUUCCUCAAAUAAUUCGCCAUCCCAGCAAAUGUCCGAGGAAUAUGCUAAUCCCAAUUUUGCCUCCACCUCACAAACGUGUCAAGUUCCUGCUGCACCGGCAUCUCAUACUGGUUCAUCAAAUUCCUUUGCCGAUGUGGAAUCAUUGGAUUUCUCCGGUGAUGCAUUGUCGAACAGCAGUUGCUCGAGUGACCGCAUGUUAACACAAUCGCCAAGUGCAUUUACUCCCACGUGUUCUCUGGUGAGAAUCAAAAAGGAAAAAUCUCCUGCACCUGAUCUACAAAGUGCGACCCACAAUAAGAGUCCAACUGCCUUUAGUAUUGAGAAUAUCAUAAGAAAAGACUGAAGAGUUAACAACAGUAGCGAUGGCAACUGAUGAUGAUGGCGGACAUGAAUUAGCCAUGCCCCAACGUGUGUAUAUAUUUACAAUGUGUGAUACUAAGACAAUAUUUACCAAAUAGAAUGUAACGAAUGUUAUUAUUUUUGAAGAGGAAUAAUUUGUGUAAAUUUAAUUUUAGAAUAAAAUAAUCAAAGCCGAUUGUUAUUUAUAAUUA
Molecule: messenger RNA, 1620 nt
Organism: Musca domestica (house fly)
Lineage: Eukaryota; Metazoa; Arthropoda; Insecta; Diptera; Muscidae
Product: fork head domain-containing protein L1-like
Exons: 3
Coding region: 273-1412 (379 amino acids)
Biological process (GO): anatomical structure morphogenesis; cell differentiation; regulation of transcription by RNA polymerase II
Molecular function (GO): DNA-binding transcription factor activity, RNA polymerase II-specific; RNA polymerase II cis-regulatory region sequence-specific DNA binding
Source: RefSeq, a predicted model, not a curated record